Molecule: messenger RNA, 1830 nt
Organism: Syngnathus acus (greater pipefish)
Lineage: Eukaryota; Metazoa; Chordata; Actinopteri; Syngnathiformes; Syngnathidae
Gene: btr02
Product: bloodthirsty-related gene family, member 2
Molecular function (GO): protein binding
Source: RefSeq, a predicted model, not a curated record
GGGCGCCGUUGUUUGUCGAGGCCCCUCCCCUCAUUGUUGUAGUCCAGAGCGCCAAUGAGGCAACACACCUUGGAAACUUGAGAACUCGACUUCCUUGUUUGCCUCGAGCCUGCGGGGAGGUACGAGCAGACUUGUGAGCCAGACUUGUCAACCAGCCAGAAGACAACUGCACAUAACACGAGCAGAGCAGGAUUUUGUCAUACGUCGCCCGCGUGUGUGGCAUGGACCUGUUGGUCCAUAUGCUUUGUACAUUCCAAACAGCUGCGACCCUCCAUUCUUUGUUCCUGAGUGGGGAGCAGCUCAAUCUGAACCACGGCAGUAGCCAGCACAACGGGGCGUCCGUUGUCAGAACACGACCGAGGAAUUACCAGUAAGGGGCCGUUGCAACAUCAUUUGGAGGUGACGGACAGCGAGGACGGCGCCUACGCUGCUAACAACCUUUUUGAACCUUUCCCGGCGGCAGCCAUGGCGUCGCCUGUCGGACUCCUCCCCGAGAAGUCCCUGCUGUGCUCUCUGUGCGAGGAGGUCUUCAGCGGCCCAGUCACCACACCGUGCGGGCACAGCUUAUGCCUGGCCUGCCUUUGCCACCACUGGACGCAACACCGGUCCACGUACUGCCCGCGCUGCAGGAGACUCUUUGCCAACAGGCCCGACAUCAGCGUCAAUCGCGUCCUGGCCCAAAUCUCCGACAGGAGCCGCUGCAGGAGAAGGUGCCUUCUUCUUUUCCAGUGCAUCUCUCCCCUUUGCGUGUGGCUUCUUCCCUCACUGGGGGCACAUAACUCUUACCGCCGAGAAGUGUGCGAGAGCCAGAGAGUCUUCUCAGCCCUGGUCGGCGCCAUGGAGAAGAGCCACAAGGUGGUGGCGGCGGGCAUUGAGAACGAGCAGAAGAAAGUGGAGAGCCUGGUGAAGGAGCUGGAGCGGGAAAUUGGGCAACUGACAAAGGAGACUGCCGAACCUGACUCCCUGACACCUGAAAAAAAUUCCACGCCCUUUUGUCUCUUCCCGAAUGUUGCGCGGGACGGACAUCCGGUCCAAUUUAAGGAUUGGUCCAUGAUUACCCGAGAAAGCGACCCUUGUCUCGGGGUCACCAGGAGAGCGCUGUCGGAAAUGAUGGCCAAGAUAAAGGCGGAGGUCAACAGGCUGUCCAAAUCAGAACUGAAACGAAUUGAGAGAUACUUUGUGGACGUGAAUCUAAGCGCCCAGACGGCCCACCCCACUCUGUGGCUCUCCGACGACAGAAAACAGGUGCGGCAGAGUGACAAGCGCCGCGAGGUGGCGGACUACCCCAAACACUUUGAGCGUGUGGCGAAUGUCCUCGGCGAGGAGCGCUUCAGCGGCGGAAGGGCCUACUGGGAGGUGAAGGUCGGCGAGAAGACAGAGUGGAGCUUGGGUGCCGUCUGCAGCUCCAUCAACAGGAAGGGCUGCUUCGGCGUCUGCCCCACCAAUGGCUUCUGGACUCUCAGCCUGAAGGCGGACAGACGCUACGUUGCCAACGACUCUCCGGAUGUUGUGCUGUAGCAGAGGCCACGCAAAGUGGGCAUCUUUGUGGAUUACGCCGAAGGUCAUGUCUCGUUCUACUGCGCCGACACGGGUGUCCACAUUUACACCUUCAUCGAGACCUUCACAGACAGCCUGCACCCCUUCUUCUGUCCCGGCCGGCUGCACGCUGGCAAGAAUGCACAGCCGCUCGUCAUUAGCUCGGCUUUUUGCAGCAUCUGAUGGGAAUGGCGGCAAGAAUCCUUUGCCGUCUGUGGCGCCCAUUCAUUCAUUCAUUCAUUCAUUCAUUCAUUCAUUCAUUCAUUCAUUCAUUCAUUCAUUCAAUCUAUCUAU